UCACGCCGCCCCGCCCAGCCAUGCCGCGAGGGUUCCUCGUCAAGCGCAGCCGGCGCCCCGGCGGCUCCUACCGGGCGCGCCCGCGGGAGCGGGACCCAGACCGGGAGCCGCCACCUGCCCCGCCGCCCCUUCUGCCGCCCACCGCCGGGGGCAGCCCCGCCGCCAGGCCUGGGGCGGAGGAGCAGGAGGAGGGCGAGGAGGAGGAAGGCGCUACCGCCGCCGCGUACCCCUCGACGUGGCCCCCCGGCGGUGGCGGCAGCCCUGGUCUGGCCCCGCCAGAGGGACCGGCUGCCUGGGGCACGGCUGGGCCCUGCAGCGCCGCAGGGCCGCGGGCAGCUCUCUUCGAGCGGUGCCUCAGCUCCCCCGCCUCCGCCGAGUCCUUCCCCCUGGCCGCCUCCUUCCCGCCUACCGAGAAGCUGCUGCUGCAGCCCCGCACGCCUCUGCCCGUCCCGCCGCCGCCGCCGCCGGUGCCCGCGAUGAAGCGGCCGUCUCGGGCCAAGGCGCCGGCCAAGAAGGCCAAGGCCACGCGAAAGCUGAGCUUCGCCGACGAGGUGACCACUUCGCCCGUGCUGGGGCUGCGCAUCAAGGAGGAGGGUCCCGAGGGCAGGCCGGGGCCGCCGACGGGGCGGACGCCGCUGGGCGAGUUCAUCUGCCAGCUGUGCAAGGAGCAGUACGCGGACCCGCUGGCGCUGGCCCAGCACCGCUGCUCCCGCAUCGUGCGCGUCGAGUACCGCUGCCCCGAGUGCCACAAGAUCUUCAGCUGUCCCGCCAACCUGGCCUCGCACCGCCGCUGGCACAAGCCGCGGCCCGGCCCCAGCUCCGACGGCCCCUCCGCCGCCGCCGCCCCGCCGGGCAAGGAGAACAGCCCCGAGCGACGGUCCCGCGGCCCCGCCGCGCCCUCGCCACAGCCGCCGCCGCCGCCGCCGCCCCGUCAGCACCGCGGCGGCGCGGACAGCGCCAGCGGCGCCCAGGUUCCCCCCGGCCCCGCUUCCGGCCCCGUCGGGGAGGUGUUCGCCUGCCCCUGCUGCCAGAAGCGGUUCCGGCGCCAGGCCUACCUCCGCAAGCACCUGGGCACCCACGGGCCGUCGCGGCCCGCCGCCUACGGCCCGCCGGGGCGCGGCCAGGUUGCCUUCGCUUGCCACCUCUGCGGCGCCCGCUUCCCCUCGGCGGAUAUCAGGGACAAGCACCGGCUAUGGCACGCCGUCCGGGAGGAGCUGCUGCUGCCGCCGCCGCCGGCAGGGUCCCCCGAGGGCGGCGCGGUGGGCGGUGAGCGACAGGGCUUCCCCUGCAAGCACUGCCCCGCCACCUUCUUCAGCGCGCCCGGGCUGGCGCGACACGCGAGCAAGUGCCACCCGCCGGAGAGCAGGCAGGUCCUGCUGCUCCAGGUGCCCGUCCGUCCGGGCUGCUAGGAAUGGGGCUGCUCCGGGAGCCCGGGCGGGCCGAGCGAGUCCUGUCCACGCUGUAAUUCCUAUGGAAAGUCACGGCUACGCCGGCCGAGGGGCCACCCAAGGGCUCCUCUCUGCCCUCCCCGGUUGGCGGGUACCGGAGUUCGGCCCCGCGGCAGGAGGCUGAUCCGACAGGCGGCACUGCCGGGGCGGGCGGCAGCGCCCGUGCCGAGCCGCACAGAGGUGGUGGGAGCGCAGCGGGGUCCGUGGGACGCCGGGCAGCCGCAGGGGGGGGGACUGGCGGUGUGGGCACGAACCAGGGCUGGCGGCAGCACGCAGGGGAGCCUGGCCCUGGGAGGCCGGCCAUGCGGGGAGCCAGGCGUCAACUCACUGCGAGUACAUCUUACGUAGCUACCCCUCGGAUAGAAGUUCAGCUGUAUAUAUGGUAUUUAAAGAGAGGAAUUAUUUUUCGUGAGAAAAGGAGCCUAAUCUAGUGACCUUGUUUUAAUAGCCUUAGCCCCUGAGCUUCAGCAUUUAAGUUACUGUGAGGUGUUUUGUUUGCUGUACUCUGUACUAAGAUAGUUGAGAAGGUAAAUGUUCAUAUUAAGUCAAUGUCAAUGUCAAGUCAUACAAUAGCUAGCAAAACGUAUGGAAAAUGAAUUGUGCUGUCUGCUUAAUUAAAGUACGAGGCGUCAAUUUCUAUAGCUAAGUGCACAUCUCCCGCUUGCUCUGUGUUCCUGUGCUCUAGCUAGCGACCGUGUGGUAGGCAAAUGCACAUCGCCGGUAGCUGCCCGUUUCAAAACCUGCUGUCAGUGGCUUGUCAGUGCGACACUUACAAUGGCACAAGGCACAGUUGGGUCUCACCAGG
Messenger RNA from Pezoporus occidentalis (night parrot), 2253 nucleotides. It is a transcript of the gene INSM2, whose product is annotated as INSM transcriptional repressor 2. The transcript has a single exon. The record is from RefSeq and is a predicted model, not a curated record. Lineage: Eukaryota; Metazoa; Chordata; Aves; Psittaciformes; Psittacidae. Gene Ontology annotation, molecular function: DNA-binding transcription repressor activity, RNA polymerase II-specific; RNA polymerase II cis-regulatory region sequence-specific DNA binding. Gene Ontology annotation, biological process: negative regulation of transcription by RNA polymerase II; neuron differentiation; regulation of cell cycle process. Gene Ontology annotation, cellular component: nucleus; transcription repressor complex. The coding region runs from base 21 to 1409 and encodes 462 amino acids.